This is a messenger RNA of Drosophila kikkawai, 3321 nucleotides long. It is a transcript of the gene beat-IIIb, whose product is annotated as beaten path IIIb. The record is from RefSeq and is a predicted model, not a curated record. Lineage: Eukaryota; Metazoa; Arthropoda; Insecta; Diptera; Drosophilidae. Gene Ontology annotation, biological process: motor neuron axon guidance.
CGAAGGCGACACAAGUCCGUGCGAAAUUCUCGCUUCUCGAUUCUCGCCACUCGAUUCUCGAUUUGCUCCACUGCCGAGUCCUGGAAAUCGCGAUAAAACCGAGGACAUUCGUGCGUACGCGUGUGCCCCAGUGUGCGUCUGUGUUUGUGUGUGCUUGUGCUUCAGUGGGAGAGUUGAGCAGUGAAAAGUCAAAUUAUGAAUAAAAUGUAACGAAAAACAAGGACAAGAGAGAUAGAGAGAAAAACAAACAAAAACUGCAAUUGACUAAAAAACAUAAAAACUAAUCUCCCCCCCCUGCCGGCGUGUUCCCAAAUUCAUUUUCGCCAGCAACCAGCCAGCGACUGACUUCCCCCGCUUUCUAGUUGGUUUUGACAAAUUAAAAUGCAUAAAUUAUGAAUGAAAGUACCGUUACGUGCGUGACAACCAAUCAUUUGUUAUUAUUAUGCACGUGGGCCAGCCAGCAAACAAAAACAGUGUGAGGUCUAGCGGGCAAAAAAGUUAACUUGGCUAAAGCCCCAAGCCACGAACAGCCCCACAAAAAAAAAAAAAAAAAAAGAAAACCGGCUAACAAAAACCUUCUUUAAAGUUCUUUGAAAAAGGAGCAGCGGCGAAAGAAAAACGGAAUCGUCAGCGGCAGAAAUAGCAGCAAUAAGAAAACUUCUGCUGAUGUUUCAAUUAAAUACGGUGCGUGAAGAGACGGGAAGAAGGAACACCGGAAGCCAAAACUGAAAUAGAAAUAAAAGAAGGCGAGCUCGGGGAGGCAAACACAAAUAGACGGCCAGGAUAUAACAUGUAAAUGCGACAGUGCCUAUACGUUUUGCUAUGUGGGCGAACGCUUAAUAGGAAAAGCAAAUAGCAACGAGCUCAUGGAAAAUAAAUAUAAAUAAGCCAAAAACACCAACAGCAGAAAGGAAAAGCGACAAGAAAAGCAAUUGGUUGACGCUUUCCCUCGUUGGCGGUCAAGGGAAAUUUAUUGCAUCGCACAAAUGAGACACGAGGAAAACGCAAACGAAGCAAAAGCAAACAUAGAAGCGCGCGGACAUGGACAAGAAAAAUAACCAAAAAUUCCUCAACAAAUUGAAAAAUUAAAGUUUCAUCCAGAAAAGUUGCAGCGAACGAGAAUAGUGAAAAAGCAUGGAUCCUGCAAUACACAAAAAAUAUACAAUCGGCUAUGGCAUCCUCGCCUGGCUGAUUUUUCAACUUUGCUACGAGUUCGCGGAAUGCCUGACAAUGACCGAGAUCAAAAUUCCAAAGCACAUUAUGCGCCACGAGGAUGCCGUGCUCGGCUGCAAGUUCGAUCUGGAUGGCGAGUCGCUGUACUCGGUCAAGUGGUACAAGGAUGGCUUCGAGUUCUACCGCUAUGUGCCCAGAGACAUGCCACCCGGCCAGGUUUUUCCACUGCCCGGAGUCGAUGUUGAGCUGCAAAACUCGACGGACGUCGUUGUUGUCCUGCGCUCAGUUAGCCUUCAGUCAACUGGCCGAUAUCGCUGCGAAGUGUCCGGCGAGGCGCCUUCGUUUCAGACAGUUUCCGGUCACGAGGACAUGAUUGUUGUGGUUACCCCGAAGCAUGGACCACAAAUCACGGGCGGGCAGCCCCGCUAUCAAAUUGGCGACAUGGUGCGCGUCAAUUGCACCUCGGCGGCCUCUAAGCCCGUCUGCCAUCUCAGCUGGCUGAUUAACGGGAUGCACGCGAACCGCUCGUUCCUGCGUCCCUACGAGCCCCUCAUUGUCGGUCGAGAGGGCCUGGAGGUUGCCCGACUGGGGCUCGAGUUCCGGGUGCGCGGAUGACAUUUCAAGCACGGCGACAUGAAGCUAAAGUGUGUCGCCAAAAUCUCCUCCGUGUACUGGCAGAGCAACGAGGAGAGCGUGGAGAGCGACAAGCACCAGCGGAUCCCGGUUCUGGAGUCGCGGGAGACGGUCAUGUCCAAGUCCCGCCAGUCCCUGGACAAGGUGCAGUCCUCCCUCGAAGACAAACAACUGAAGAAGAGCCGACGCCCCGCAGCGGCGACUUCGGCGGCAGCAGCAGCAGCAGCAGCAGCAGCAGCGGCGGCAGCAGCGGCACCCUCCAGUGCAUCCACAUUGGGGUGGGGCUCAUCGGUGCCCUGGUCACGCAUAUUAGCUUCCAAAUCAAUUGCACGCAUUUCCCUCUACGCGCUGCCAGUCUUAAUAGCGUUUCUGUGUAGCCUCUCACCCGUCCUGGGGCGUUGCUGUCAGAGGAGCGGCGCCAACAACAGGAGCAUCAUCAGCAGGAGCAGGAACAGGGGCAACAGCAGCACCGAGGGUAUCACCAACAAAGUCAGGCACCCAAGCAACGCAAACAGGAGCCGGCUGUCGAGCCAAUUAAGUGUCGAGGAUGCUGCUCAGCGGAGAUAACAAUUAACCAAGAGGUUUGGCAUCAAAAGGCCUGGCUACUUGGCCUAAAAUCUCAUCAGGUUCAGUGUGUACAUAUUUGAAAAUAUAUAGAUACAUAUUUUUGCCACAUCACGUAUACGCCGUGUCUCCGGCCCGCUUAACUACUGUGUGUACAUAUCCAUAUUUACCGUAUCUAUGUAUAUCCAUACAUGUAUUAGAGAAGCAUUAAAAUGCGGUUGUUCCUCUGUGGGCUUGUGCUUGUCAGUCUUAGGAAAAUGCUCAAAGGUGUUGGCUGAGAAGUUGAAAACCAAAAGAAAUAUGUUAGAAAAUAAUUUAAAGUAAGUGUAUGCCUGUAUAAAUUAAUAAACUCAAGUAAGUAGCCAAAACUGUAGCAUUUAAGUAUUUUCAAUAAGCGAGAAUUUAAAUCUAUUUAAGUAUAAACAAACAAAAUUAAAUCGUUGAAUUAUAAACCCCUAUAUCAAGGUAAGAGCAAUGUUUUAAUUAGGAAAAUGAUUUUAAUGAACUCUAAUCAAGUCAACUAGCCAAGAUAAACGUAGAUUAAGGUUCAGUUUUUUCGAUUCAAAAGGAGAUUAUUCCAUUCUUCAGUUAACCUUUUCUGCCUUUUUUCAUUAAGUGCUUAAAUUAGAUUGAUAUAAUUUAUUUAAUACUUUUUAUUUCAAAUAAAAAUCUCAUACAUAAUUAUAUAAAUCAUAUUUAUGCAGAAGUAUAUCCCAUUGAUUAACAAAUUCCCCCAUGUUUAAAUGAACUUACCCCUUUCUAUUGUAACUUUUGUCAUAUUUAAAACCCACGUAUUAAAUUAUUUCACUGCACUCAAACGUAUGACGCACAGCUAAAGGCAUAUCUCGGCUUAAAAUAUCUUUGUCUCUCUCUCUUGUGCGAUGAACAAAUUGUUAAAUGUUAACUAGACUAAGGGCCAUAACUAGUGAAAUGAUAUCCAAACUUAGAGAU